This is a messenger RNA of Microdochium trichocladiopsis, 1674 nucleotides long. RefSeq lists its product as uncharacterized. Bases 1 to 1674 code for a protein of 557 amino acids. The transcript has 2 exons. NCBI's taxonomy places the organism in Eukaryota, Fungi, Ascomycota, Sordariomycetes, Xylariales, Microdochiaceae. The record is from RefSeq and is a predicted model, not a curated record.
AUGUUGGGCCCACCGGGCAGACUGUCGCUCUCCGCCAGGCAGAACUCGUCGCCAAACCCAAACAUCUCGGCGGGCAAGUGCUACUACAAAGCCGGCGCAGAGGCAGCAGACAACUUCAUCCCCUGCGGCAACUCUGCCUUCGGCCACUAUACUUGCUGCCAGGUUGGCGACAACUGCAUCGCGGCCGACGCCUGCUUCAACUAUUCCCAAGGGAUCACGUACAUCGCCUCCUGCACGGACCCAACCUACCGCUCUCCGUCCUGCCCUCAGAAGGGCACCGUGCCGAAUCAGCAAUGGUCAGGAAUAACCCAGUGCGACGCGGCAGCAGGCACGUGGGUAAACUGCCAGGAGGCUCCCGACGCCGUGGUGGUCCGCGACGCGAACCCGAGCUGUACCUGUGCCGGGCGCAAGCCGUUGUUCACGGCGUCCGCGUUUCUCGAGCCGAUCGCCCAGCUGCCCCCGGUCAAGGGGGCGAGUAUCUCAUGGUUCAAGGGCCACGAGCCGGGGCCUUCACUAACGCCAACCCCGACAGCGACUGCGGGAACGACUAAGCCGGUGGUGGCAACGACAACUCCGCAGUCUGGAUCAGAGUCUCCGAAACCUGGAUCAGGCUCUUCACAACCUGGGUCCGGCUCUCCGCAACCUGGAUCAGGGGGAUCAGGCUCUCCGCAACCUGGAUCAGGGGGAUCAGGCUCUUCGCAACCUGGAUCGGGCUCUCAGCAACCUGGAUCGGGCUCUCAGCAACCUGGAUAUGAGGCUCCGAAACCUGGAUCUGACCCAGAGCCCACGGCUGCAACAUCGGUGCCACUGCUCACAGCAUCGCCUCCUGGCACAACAGGAGCACCCGGCAGCAAUCCCACCGCUAUCUCCUACAUAAUUUCAACAGCUAUAUCCGUCAGCGUCGAGCCAGGCGCUGCGGCCACUGGCCCGGCCGCGAUCGUGGGCACCAGCCCCAAUGAGCUCAGCCAAGCGGCCAAGAUUGGCAUUGGCGUCGGCACAGGCGUCGGCGCGUGGUUGCUCAUCGGUGUGCUAAUCUGGAUCUUCAUCUCGGUACAGAAGAAGAAGAAGAGGAGGAAGCUGAUGCAGACGUACUUUGGCAAGACCGACGCCACGCCAUUCGGCUUUGCCAGGAGAGGCGAUUCGGCCGACCCAAUAAUAAGACCAUCAUUCGGGACGGCACGGGAACAGCAGCAGCAGCUGCUGCCGAUGGCAAUCGCUUCCCCUGCCCCGGUGUUGACUGGAGGCCUGGAUCGCGGACGUCAGAACCGGACACUGCUUAGGCCCGCAGGGGCACUCAACUCUCAUCCCAGCAGUCCAAGCAGGGGACUGCUCUCUCCCCCUACUCUCGACACAGGACGGAGAGACUCGUCCACCCUCCCAGCUGCAGAUCCGGGCCCUGCGCUGAGUAGUCGCCCCAGCACAAGUCCCGGUAGGCCACCUAAACUCACCAGCGCUCUCAAAUCCUCCAACCCGGAAAGCCGGAGCCGGAGCGUAGAUUCAGUGAAGCGGAGGCAGGAUGCGUCACACCGGGGCCAGUCUGACGACUACCACGACUACCUGGCUGGCAAAAGCAGCAGUGGAAGAGAUCAAAGUGUGGGCGGUGGUGCAAGGAGGAAGGCGUCGAUCAAGAGCCUGGGAGUCAGGUUUGCGGAUGACGAGGCAGAUCCAAUAUGA